AUGGCAAACCAAAACCCUCCUUCAAUUCCUAUAUCAAACUCUGAAAUCACCAUAACCAAUCCAACCAAACAUUUCUCAGCAAACAUGAUUAUCAAGAAAGUGAAAACCAACCUGGUUUUUCACUCAAAAUGGGGUGAACUAAAUGGUGCUAUGGGUGACCUUGGCACCUAUAUACCUAUAGUUCUUUCCUUGACUUUAUCAAAGAACCUCAACCUUGGCACCACAUUAAUCUUCACAGGUGUAUACAACAUUCUCACUGGUACCAUUUAUGGGGUCCCUAUGCCUGUCCAGCCCAUGAAGUCUAUUGCCGCGGAGGCUUUAUCGGAUACCACCUUUGGUGUAGCGGAGAUCAUGGCGGCUGGAAUCUUGACUAGUGUCGCGGUGUUUUUAUUGGGUGCCACGGGGUUGAUGCAGCUGGUGUACAAGUUUAUUCCUUUAUCUGUUGUGAGGGGAAUUCAACUAGCACAAGGUUUAUCAUUUGCUUUAACUUCUGUUAAAUAUGUGAGAAAAAUGCAAGAUCUUCCAAAGUCUAAAGCUUUGGGUCCAAGGCCUUGGUUUGGGUUAGAUGGGUUGGUUUUAGCCAUUGUUUGUGUUUGUUUUAUUGUCAUUGUGAAUGGUGCUGGUGAUGGUGAGAGUGAAAAUCAUCAUAGGUGUUGUAAUGGUGUAAAAAAGAGGACUAGUAGAGUGAGGAAAAUUGUUUUUUCACUUCCUUCUGCUUUUAUAAUCUUUGUUUUAGGUGUUAUUUUGGCAUUCAUAAAAAAGCCAAAUGUGGUUCAUGAAAUUGAAUUUGGACCCUCUUCAAUAGAAGUGGUGAAGUUCACUAAACAUGCAUGGAAGAAAGGUUUUGUGAAAGGUACAAUUCCACAACUACCUUUGACAAUCUUGAACUCUGUGAUAGCUGUUUGUAAAUUGUCAAAGGAUUUGUUUCCUGAAAAGGACUUUUCAGUCACUUCACUUUCAGUGACAGUUGGGUUGAUGAAUUUGGUUGGUUGUUGGUUUGGUGCAAUGCCAUCUUGCCAUGGUGCUGGUGGAUUAGCAGGACAGUAUAAAUUUGGUGGAAGGAGUGGAGGGUGUGUGGCACUUCUUGGUGUUGCGAAAUUGGUAUUGGGAUUGGUUUUAGGAACAUCUUUGGCGCAUAUAUUGAACAUGUUUCCUGUUGGGAUAUUAGGUGUGUUGCUUUUGUUUGCUGGCAUUGAACUUGCUAUGUGUGCUAGAGAUAUGAAUAGCAAAGAAGAUUCAUUUGUGGCACUUAUUUGCACUGCUGUUUCAUUGGUUGGAUCAAGUGCUGCUCUUGGAUUUUUGGUUGGAAUGGUUGUCUAUUUGCUUCUUAAGCUAAGGAAUUGGACAAAAGAUAAACCAUAA
Messenger RNA from Vicia faba (fava bean), 1362 nucleotides. NCBI's taxonomy places the organism in Eukaryota, Viridiplantae, Streptophyta, Magnoliopsida, Fabales, Fabaceae. The record is from the annotation of a GenBank genome assembly.